Messenger RNA from Cryptomeria japonica (Japanese cedar), 1098 nucleotides. RefSeq lists its product as uncharacterized. The transcript is spliced from 2 exons. The record is from RefSeq and is a predicted model, not a curated record. Gene Ontology annotation, molecular function: protein dimerization activity. NCBI's taxonomy places the organism in Eukaryota, Viridiplantae, Streptophyta, Pinopsida, Cupressales, Cupressaceae. The coding region runs from base 24 to 557 and encodes 177 amino acids.
GGUUCAAGUUCUUCGCUUGGUGGAUGGGGAUAAAACCCCAAUGGGAUAUCUUUAUGAGGCCAUGUAUAGGGCCAAGGAGUCUAUCAAAAAUUACUACAAGGGGGAUAAUCUCAAAUUUGAUCCCAUUUGGGAAAUUGUUGAUAGGAAGUGGAACAAUCAGCUACACCAACCCAAUUCAUGCAGCAGGGUACUUCCUCAACCCUCGUUUUAGGUUCGGGGGUUCUUACUCAGAUUCGAAUGGAGAAGUCAUGGAGGGCCUUAGUACAUGCAUUGAGAGGAUGGUACCUAAUGUUGAGGAGAGAGACCUCAUUGUGAGUGAGCUCCAAAAUUAUCAGGGAGGAAGGGGUAAGCUAUUCUCUUCAGAGCUGGCUAGGAGAGGAAGAACCACUCAAACCCCAGAUGCUUGGUGGCAAAAUUGGGGUGGAAACACCCCACAUCUCAAACAAUUUGCCCUCAGAGUCUUAUGUCAGCCUUGCAGUUCAUCCAAUUGUGAGCGCAAUUGGAGCUUGUUUGAAGCAAUCCACACGAAGAAGAGGAGCAAGUUAGAGCAGAAAUGACUCAAUGACCUUGUCUACGUCCAAUAUAAUCUUCGAUUGCGCGUAAAGAAGGUAGAGGAACUAGAAGGUGGUCCAAUUGACUUGGAUGAUAUAGAUCCUUACAGUGAUUGGACAUCACAGGAGCAACAUCCAUUGUUUUCCGACACUGACAUCACUGAUUUGGAGAGGCAGGCUAUGGAGGAGGGGGGUGGAUUUGGUUUCAGGCUGAUGACAUUGAGGAGGAUGAGGAUGAGGAUGAGGAUUCAUUGCCAGUGCCAGAGGCAGGUGGAGACAUAGCUUCAUCCAGGAUGGAGGAUGAGUCUCAAUCAACCAUACCGAGCGAGGAGGCACAGUCACGCCCAGUCCCACAACAAACUUAUACGACUAGACAAUCUAGACCCUCUAGUUCUACCUCUCCCGAAGUUUUUGCUAGAGCUGGGAAGAGGAAGUUGUAAUUGUAAUUUGUAAUGAUGUAUUUACUUUUGUUUUACAAAAACUAUUUAGUAAUUUACUAUUUUGCUUCAAGGCUUCCAGCCAUCGGCAUUCCUCAUGAGGAUGCGAU